Molecule: messenger RNA, 2175 nt
Organism: Saccharomycodes ludwigii
Lineage: Eukaryota; Fungi; Ascomycota; Saccharomycetes; Saccharomycodales; Saccharomycodaceae
Exons: 1
Coding region: 1-2175 (724 amino acids)
Cellular component (GO): VCP-NPL4-UFD1 AAA ATPase complex
Molecular function (GO): polyubiquitin modification-dependent protein binding
Source: RefSeq, a predicted model, not a curated record
AUGUAUACCGCCUUUACACAAGUUAUAGUUGAUCAAGAUGAGACACCGUUCAGUGACAAAAUUACGUUGCCGCAUGAAGUUUUAACCCAUCUUCUUGAGGUGCAAAAAAGAGACUUUGAUUUUACAAAACCUAUAAUAUUGGAAUUAAUAUCAACAACUGCUGAGGGUUCCAUAUAUAGUAAAUGCGUUUGUGGUGUUAAGGAGUUCAGUUUGGAUUCUCCGGAUGUUAUUAAAUUGCCACUCUCUGUGUUUUUAUCCCUAAGUUUGGAUAAGCUGGACAAAAAUAGUUUCGUUUUAAAUUAUAGGGUUUUAGACAGUGUGCCAAAUGGCUCAGAUAUAUCAUUAGAACCAUUGGGUGAAAUCUACUAUAGUAAUUUUUUAUCCAACAUGAGAGGAUAUAUCGAUACGGAACGUGUUGACUUGUAUACCGCAGAUAUAAUUUUUGACGAAGGUUAUGUGAAAAGCUUUUUAGAGGCACGAUUGAAUAAUGCAUACACAGUCUUAUCUACAAAUAAUAAUAUUUUGUUGGUAUCCAAAGCACCCAAUGGUCAAAAAUCAGAAAGAUUCUAUAAAUUCAAAAUCAAAAGCUUAAAACCGGCUGAUACAAUUUGCAUAGUUAACACCGAUUUAAAUUUAGAUAUUAUUCAUAGUGUUAGAGUUCCAGCCAAAUCUGUUGAAGGUCACAUGAACGAUGAGCUUAUGGAGUCAAUUCCUCUAAACCAACCUAUUGAAGAUGUUGCUUCAUCUAAGUUUUCACAAAAAAUUAUUGAAAUUAAACUGGAUGAAGUCGUAGAUGACAUUGUAGCUGAGAACAUAUAUGUGCUGAAGCAUCUUGAAAAUGGAUCAAAUUACAAUUUAACUAUUUUAGGAAACAAUCUUGAUGAAUCGUUCCAAUUGGCCGUAGGUAUCAGCCAGCUAACAUCAGAAACAUCAUUUUUAGCAUCAACGAUUACUGGUUCCAGCUUGAAAAUCAAUAGGAAUGUUUGUGAGGAUAGAAGAAUUAGAUUACCCGAACCUUCUGCUAAUUUGAUAUACUAUAUCAAGCCUAUCAUUAGAGACAAUUUGAAGCAUGAUUUUUCCAAAUACAGUUUUAUUAUAAACCAAGCUGACAAAGUUGAUAUUCAAGAUGUUCCACCCCCGAUGAAUUCAAAGUUAUGUGCGAAUUGCAAUACUUUCAUUCCCAUAACUUCCUUCCAAAUGCACGAGAUCCGGUGUUUAAGAAACUCACACAAAUGUGCUGAAUGUGGUAAGUUGUAUUUCAACGUUUUAAACUAUGGAAAGUUAAAAAAUACCCAUUGGCAUUGCAAUAUUUGUGGGUGUAACGGCGAAACAAAGGAAUGUUAUGAAAAUCACUCAUAUUGGAUGCAUGAGAAAGUGGAGUGCAGCCAAUGUGAGACAAACAUGGUUUUUAAUAAUAGGAUUGAAUUAAGUCAGCAUAGACACACCGACUGCCCUUCCAGUCUACAUUUUUGUAAAUUUUGCCAUUUAUUAGUACCACGCGAAGAACCAACCGUAGAGUCUAGAUACUUAGGUAUUUCCUACCAUGAAUUUAAAUGUGGUUCAAAGACUGUUGAGUGCUAUAAAUGUGGUAAAAUUGUGAAAAUGUUUGAUUUGGAUUCACAUUUAAGUUAUCACGAUUACGAAAGAAAAGAGAAUGCACUCAGGUGCCAAUUAAAGAAAUGUGCUAAUAUCAACUGUUGCAAUGUUAUAACAAACAACACGCCUCAAUGGAAUAAUAUGUAUGGUUUAUGUAAUACAUGCUACGGUCCUUUUUAUACCACCGAAAUUGAUAGAGAUGGUAAAAAAUUUAUAAACAAGUUAGAAAGAAAAUAUAUGAUCCAAUUGACAAGAGGGUGUGGUUUUGGAUUUUGUAAGAAUCCCGAAUGUAAGUCGUCAGGCUUAUUUGCCUCAAAUAUACCCACAAAGGAUAUUUUUAAUCAUGUUCAAAAAGAUUUAUUAUCUGAUCUAACCAAUUUUUCGUUAUGCGUUGAUGAAAGCAGAACUAAAAGGAAAAUGCUGGCCGCUUUUAUAGAAGAAGGUGGUAAUGGUGAAUACAGCACUGAAUGGGUUUAUAAAGCUGUAACUGAUUCUAAAUCUAAAGACGUUAAUGUUAUCGAAAAAUGGUUGAAUGAUAACGCUAUAACCAAUAAAGAACUGGUGAAACCUGUAUGUUAA